Coturnix japonica (Japanese quail) is the source of this 1357-nucleotide messenger RNA. It is a transcript of the gene CRIPTO, whose product is annotated as cripto, EGF-CFC family member. NCBI's taxonomy places the organism in Eukaryota, Metazoa, Chordata, Aves, Galliformes, Phasianidae. The record is from RefSeq and is a predicted model, not a curated record.
CACACACAUUUGACAAGUUAAUUGGAGUUGAGGACUUACUGGCUUGCGCUUUUCAGUGGUCACAGUCCCUCAAAUCUCCCUCCAGUUGUACCUAAGCCCAUUUUGCUCCACCCUUUAGCAGCGCAUGUUAAUCAAGGACAGGACUGGGAGUCCCUGUCUGAGUCGCCACUCCUUUUCUGGAGCUCAGUGGGGGCUCAGUAAGCGAUACGACUGGGAACUAUGUCUUUUCUACAUUGCUGUGAGCUGGACAGAAAGAGAAAACUUUCCUCCGUCAACCUUCCUGCCUGUCUUGGUACUGUAUAUGGUGCAAGAACAACUGCAUGUAGCAGCUUUCAGUAAGGGACUUUGGACCUCUGCUCAAGCUUUCCUGGAGGAAUACUCAGUAUUUCAAACUUCGGGAAAAUGUACUCGCGAAAACAUGUUGGAAUUCUUUUUACUGUGACUCUGAUUUGGCAGGCCAUUCAUAUUGGAGAAGGCCGUGAAAAAGAAGACCAUGAAAACGAUGUGAAAAAUCUCAAUGUCACAGCACAAAAGCAGCACCCUAAGAAUUCAGUGACAAUUAUAGAUGCUUUCAGUGACAUGAAUCAAAGUUACCAAAGCAGAAAGCAUCAGAAUUCCAUGGAAUUUGUACCUUUCACUGGGAUUACAGAGAGUAAAAAUCUGAAUAGAAACUGCUGCCAAAAUGGAGGGACCUGCAUCCUAGGGGCUUUCUGUGCAUGCCCAAAGCAUUUUAGUGGCCGACACUGUGAACUAAGAAAGUGCGGCAGCAUUGCCCAUGGCGACUGGGUGAUGAAGGGCUGCUGGCUGUGUCGGUGCCUCUAUGGCACUCUGAAGUGCCUCUCUCAAAACACGCAAGACAGCUGUGAACAGAGAAGGGAAGAGGAAAUCAUCAGACUGUAUUCCAAAGGUCUAAGAUCGCAGCAAACAGUGUCUGCACUGAUUUGCUUUCUCACCUUCAUCCUGGAGCUUUGCUGCUGGUAGCUGUGAAGCUGAACAGAAAGACUACGCCAGGGCUCCGGUAGCCUUUAAUAAAAGUUGGACAACUUCUUUCUUUAGUAAAAUGCAGAUUAUACUUGUAUUUACAUACCUGAAGCAGACUACUAUGUGCUAGUUAAUGAUGAAAUGCUUGGUUUAUUAUAAAUACAGAUUAUAUAAAUGUGAAGUAUCUAUAUUAUUUUAUUAUUAUUAUAUUGCUACUACCAGUGUCUAAUUCCAGCAGUUCUUUAGUUUUUAAAUACCAUUCUUUCAGUGGAAGAACUAAAAAUGAAUUACCUAUGUCUUAAGUACAGCACAUUAAUGAAAUUUCCUUUGUACAUGAUACACCUACUUUAAAUAAAUAGCACCUACUUUAAAUAAA